This is a messenger RNA of Lactuca virosa, 1804 nucleotides long. The record is from the annotation of a GenBank genome assembly. NCBI's taxonomy places the organism in Eukaryota, Viridiplantae, Streptophyta, Magnoliopsida, Asterales, Asteraceae.
CAAAUAUUCUCCACAACCAAAAACACCUAAUUACCUCUCUUUAUUCAAGAAUAUUUUCCUUUAUGAAGAUGACUAAGUUUUCAAUUUUAGCAACCCUAUGGCUAUUUUCAUGUCUGUUCCUUCUCGUUGUCUCUCCGGUUGCGUAUGCUUACUCCAAGUCGGAGAUCAGUUCAUGGUGUCGCCAAACACCUCACCCGCAAUCGUGUGAGUAUUUCUUGUCGAGUAAUAAAGAUUCUGCUCCAGUAAAGCAAAAACCUGAUUUCCUCAAGGAGUUGUUGAAGGUGACGCUAGAACGAGCGUGCAAGGCUGAGUCGCACACUCGUGAGCUUGGCACGAAAUGUCGUAACAAGCUUGAAAAAGCUGCAUGGGAAGACUGCCUCGAGCUUUACGAAAACACUGUCGAAAGAAUCAACAUGACUAUUGAUCCUCGUAAGCCAUGUAGCCAAUACGAGAUGCAAACAUGGCUUAGCACUGCCCUCACGAACCUCGAGACGUGUAAAGCUGGGUUCCAAGAUCUAGGUGUUGGUGGCUACAUGUUGCCAUUGAUGAACAACAAUGUAUCCGCUUUAAUCAGCAAUACAUUGGCAAUGAACAAAGGAGGAUCUCCACCGAAUAAUGUACAAAAAGGGUUCCCUACUUGGGUAAAGCCCGGUGAUCGAAAGCUGUUACAAUCUCCAACCCCGGCUUCUCAAGCUAACGUGGUGGUGGCGCAAGAUGGUUCCGGCAACUAUAAAACGAUAGGAGAAGCCAUAGCCGCCGCCGGAAAGAGGUCUGGUAGCGGGAGGUAUGUGAUCCACGUUAAGGCGGGUACUUAUAAGGAGAAUAUCGAAAUCGGAACCAAACUGAAGAACAUAAUGCUACUAGGAGAUGGUAUUGGAAAAACCAUCAUCACCGGUAGCAAAAGUGUCGGAGGAGGUGCUACGACUUUCAAAUCAGCAACAGUUGCUGUCGUUGGAGAUGGAUUCAUUGGACGAGGUAUUACUGUAAGAAACACCGCCGGACCACAAAACCACCAGGCGGUGGCACUGCGUAGUGGUUCUGAUCUCUCGGUGUUCUACCAGUGCAGCUUUGAAGGCUAUCAAGACACGCUAUAUGUUCAUUCUGAUCGACAGUUCUAUAAAGAAUGCGACAUAUACGGGACAGUUGACUUCAUUUUUGGCAACGCUGCUGUGGUGUUUCAAAACUGCAACAUUUAUGCACGUAACCCUCCUAACAAGACCAAUACAGUGACAGCACAAGGAAGAACCGAUCCAAACCAGAACACCGGAAUCUCAAUCCAGAACUGUCGGGUCAUGGCUGCAUCGGACUUGAGAGGUGCCACAGGCUCGGUUAAGACGUAUCUUGGUAGGCCAUGGAAACAAUAUUCGAGGACUGUUUUUCUGAAAACAUUUCUCGAUGGUUUAGUGGACCCUGCCGGCUGGUUGCCAUGGAGCGGUAGUUUUGCGCUUGAUACGUUGUAUUAUGGAGAGUACAUGAACACCGGUGCUGGUUCAUCCACGGCUAAAAGGGUUAAUUGGAAGGGAUACCAUGUCAUCACUAGUGCCACAGAGGCUGCAAAGUUCACAGUCGGAAACUUCAUCGCCGGUGGAUCUUGGUUGCCGGCAACCAGUGUACCGUUCUCUUCUGGCCUUUAAAUCACUCAUUGGAUAUGAUUAAAUAGUUGAAUAUCUUGGAUUGAUUAUUAAUUAGAUGUUUGUUAGCUAAAGAAUAAAGGGUUGGUAAUUCAAAAGUCCAACAAUAUGUCAUUGUCUUAAUUCGUUAAAGUUUGUAAAAUUUUAUAGUUUGUCAUUGAUUCGUUCUGGAU